This is a messenger RNA of Lathyrus oleraceus (garden pea), 1925 nucleotides long. RefSeq lists its product as uncharacterized. Bases 1 to 1848 code for a protein of 615 amino acids. The transcript has 4 exons. NCBI's taxonomy places the organism in Eukaryota, Viridiplantae, Streptophyta, Magnoliopsida, Fabales, Fabaceae. The record is from RefSeq and is a predicted model, not a curated record.
AUGCAAAAGGACGAAAACACAUUUCUGAAUGUUUGGGAAUCGUUCUUGACCCCUAGGCUCCUUUUUUCUUAUCGUAACACCACUAAAAACCAAAUUGCUUUGAUAGUUUAUCAACCCAACCUUGUUUCUAGACAAUUUGGUCUAAUCCAAAUCAAACCUCAACCUAUAUUCCCCCAAAAGGGGUCCAUCAUCUUUUAUAACUCCCUUCACACUGAAGACGAAGGCAAAGAGCUGUCGAAGAAACUAGCUGAUGCUUCUCUCGACAUUCGACCAGUUAUUUUUCGACCAUCAUUCUUAUGCACUCCUGAGUUUGAUGAAUGGUGGAAGGAUUAUUAUUCCAACAAAUUUUUUGACGUAGCUGCUUUUGCUACACAUUUGACAAAUGCUUUCGCUUUUGUGCAGGAUCGGACCAAAAAAGCCGUGAAGAUCCCUGCUAAGAAAGCUGCUGUCGAAGCGUCGCCCAGUACUGCUAAGAAGCCUUCGACAAAGGUAAGUCGAAAACCCUCAACAAUCCAAAAGAAGAAGAGUGAAGAGGAGAGAAAAGAGGAUAAAGUCCCUAGUGAAGAGUCUGGUGAUGAAUCUCCAGAGUUAAUCCCUCCCCCUCAGAAGAAAAAGAAACUCACGAAGGUCUCUUCCCAAAGGUCCAUUGUUAACCCAAUCAGGAAGGAUUCUGCCAGUACUUCUCCUGCCAAGCCUCAGUCGAAAGAUAUGGGGAGUGGGAAAUCCGGUUUUAAUACUGAAAUUCCUGAGGAACAAGUGGCUGUCGAAAAAACGCCUGAGAAAAUUUUGGAGGAAACAGCCCCAGAGGAAGAUGUCCCCACAAGUGACCAUGAUAUGCAAACCGUAGAAGAAUUCGACACUACAGUGGGUGACGCCUCUGAAGAUGAAUCUCCUCCUCAUCCAGGAUUGCAUGUUGCACCUCAGGGUGAUGAUAUUGAAAUGGAGGUUGUAGUCGAAGAUGAUCCUGAAGAUGGAGCUGCCAGAGAUGGGGACAACCAGUCGAAACGAACAGAGGUUGAGCGUAUUUCGACGCGAAACACUCCACCUGCUUCUGACCGGGCCCAAGGGAGUGGCAAAUCAACUGGUUCGACCAGUUUCUCUCGCGAGGAGCUUGAAAAUCUCAAAGUGCAAAGACCUUUGGAGUAUCUGAAAGCCAUGCUUAGCACCCGUUUUAAUUUUCAGGAUUCUUCGCAGAGUAGUUCGACCACUUCUGGGGCAACUUCUGAAGCACCAUCACUUGGCAGCCUCCUGACCAAGAUCAAAACGAAAAUCCUUGAUGUCGAUUUGUUUAAAGUCUUGGAAGAGAAUUCCCUUGCUCAAAUUGGUCUUAAGAAAAUCUUGAAGCAAGUGAAUGUUUUGGAAACUUCUGCUGAGAUUGGAAGUUUCGUGAUGGAGUUGAUGACUCUCAUUGACUUGGCCACUGCAGAUCUCCAUCGUCAAAGGGAUCUUACCGCUCAAAUCUCCUCCAAGUCUGAAACUCAAACUGCUGAAUGGGAUGCCGUUUCGACUUCGACUGACAAAGUUUCAAAAUUGCAAAAGCUCUCUGAAACGUAUGUUGAAGAAGUUGCUGCUUGCAAUGACAAUAUUCAAAAAUGGAAAACACAGAUAGCAGCACUUCAAGAAAAGAUCUCUCAAGAGGAGAAACGUAAGGCAUCCAUUCAGCAACCCAAGCAGAGCGAGAUUGACGAAGAAUUGAGGGUGGGUAUUCGACAUGCAGAGAAAGCCCAUCAACUUAGUCAGGAGAUUGAGACUCUCUCUACUCACAAAAGUCUUUGUGAUCAUCGACUCCAACUCCAGAGGCAGAAGUUCGCCACUUUGAAGGAAACUUUUGCCAAUUUUAAUUUUUAGUCGAAUUUAUUUAGCAACUCUCAGCCCUUUGAGGCUUUCUUUGUAAUAACUUUUGAAUGCCAUUUUUAUUUGGCCCA